AUGGAAGGAUCGAAGAUGUAUAAUUCCAUAAACCCAGUGAACUCAAACAACUCAGGUGAUACAGAGGAGAGUGCGAAGCAGCAGUCAGGCGAAAUUCGUAGCGAUGACGUUUCUAGAGUGAGCAGUGAUGGAGAUGCAAGUGUCAGCCUGUCUCAAAGCAGUCUCAUUCACACCAAGAUAACAGCGCAAGACAACCCAUUUGCGGAAGACAAGGAGCCUGCAGUCGAAACGAUAAUGCACAAAAAACAGCUGGUGAACCCCAACAAGAAUUACCAAGGCCAAUCAAAUGGAGAUGAGGAAGAGGACGAGGACGAGAACUUGCAGGUGGCACGGAAGUAUGCAAAUGAUAGAACAGAUGUGUACAGCCACAAUGACAGCAGCGCGGGUAGUAUAAACGUUAGUCCCGACACUAGAUCGCAACAUGACCAAGACCACCACUCUCCAGAUAAGGUUUAUAUCCUGGAGGCCUCCAAAGUUUCAGAGGGUCAGGGGAGAACGUACAUCGCUUACACGAUCAAGUUUGGCAACUCCAUGGUAAGAAGGAGAUACAGCGAGUUUGAAAGUCUCAGGAAGAUCCUGGUGAAGCUGUUCCCCAUGACGUUAAUCCCUCCUAUCCCAGAGAAACAAUCGAUAACAAGCUACGGAAAGUCAAUCGCAGGAUCGAAGUCAAGCUACCUGUUGCCAUCAGAGGCUGCUGGUUCGGUCGACUUGUCCUUAUCAGUAAUAAAUGGGUCCGUCAACACGAAUGAUGAAAAGCUUAUCCGACACCGGAUAAGAAUGCUUACGAGCUUUUUGAACCGUUUGUUGAAGAAUAAAGAAAUAACAAAAACCUCUAUCAUCACAGACUUUCUUGAUCCCAACAACACAAAUUGGAACGACGUGAUAACAAGUUCAGCAACUAUCUCAUCUCUCCCAAAGAGUGUUUUACAAUGCAAUCCUCUUGAUCCCACAAACACCACAAGAGCACACACAUUUCUUCCUGUCCCAUCUUCAUCAACGCAACUUCUUUUGAAUAAGGAGACCUUGACGCCCGUGUCCGGUGAAGAUGAGGAUGAUGGUUUUACAAAAAUUGAACAGGAAUACAAGCAAUACGAACAAAUUUUGAAUGCAGGGUUUUACAAAUAUAACAAAAGAAUAACGAAAAAUCUAUUCGCGCUAAAACAAGAUAUGAAGGAGCUUAGCGAAGCUUUUGCGGAAUUUUCCAACGACCAAAAACGUGGAGCCGAAUUGGCGGAACACUUGUCACACCUGAGCAAUACUUUCGAUGAAAGCGCAUCUGAAUUAGAGUCAAUUGUAGGAAAACUCUACUACAAUAUAAAUGAACCUCUAAGUGAAUCUGUUCAUAUGGCAGGCGCAGCAAGAGAAUUGUUAAAAUACCGAAAGCUAAAAGUCAUCCAAAAAGAUAUACUUAGCCGCACUUUACUUUACAAAAGAGCCCAACUCAAAAAACUGCAGGAACAAGAAACUGAGGCGAAGAAGAUAGAUACUCUAGUAGACCAAGAAUUAUCUAAGAGUGCACACAUAAAUCUGAAGAAUCCAGAAAGCAAAACUUAUAGUGGAAAACUCUUCAACAAAAUUAACAAAAUUGCUUCCAUGGUUAAGGAUACAGUCAGUUAUCAGGAUCCAGAUCCAUCCACUGCAAUCGAUAGCUUGCAAAAGGAUAUUCAGCAGCUUACGGAAUCAUUGAGUGUAAGCGUGAGUGACUUGAAAGUGAUAUCAUCCACUAUAAAAGAUGUAGAGUUGCCCAGCUUCUCGGGGGAUAGAAAUAAAGAGAUAUCAGAUAUUCUCAAAAAUUACUCAAAAUACUUGAAGUUUUACGCUCAAAACAACCUGAAGAUAUGGCAAGAAGUUAAAAGCUGUCAAGGAAUGUGA
Lachancea fermentati is the source of this 1872-nucleotide messenger RNA. Lineage: Eukaryota; Fungi; Ascomycota; Saccharomycetes; Saccharomycetales; Saccharomycetaceae. The record is from the annotation of a GenBank genome assembly.